This is a messenger RNA of Carlito syrichta (Philippine tarsier), 1478 nucleotides long. Its product is annotated as histone-lysine N-methyltransferase SETDB1-like. Gene Ontology annotation, cellular component: nucleus. NCBI's taxonomy places the organism in Eukaryota, Metazoa, Chordata, Mammalia, Primates, Tarsiidae. The record is from RefSeq and is a predicted model, not a curated record. Gene Ontology annotation, biological process: heterochromatin organization; negative regulation of gene expression. The transcript has 6 exons. The coding region runs from base 94 to 819 and encodes 241 amino acids. Gene Ontology annotation, molecular function: histone H3K9 methyltransferase activity; protein binding.
GAAAGUCUGAUUAUUGGAUUUGUUAACUUGGGCCAUGAAAGCUUUUAACCUUUCACUUGCUCUUUUUUGCAGGACCCUGAUGACCGAAACAAAAUGUCAUUAGUUAUUGAAAGCACUCGAAAUUAUGGUUACAAUCCUUCUCCCAUGAAGCUCGAAGGACUCCGCCGCCCACCUAGUAAGACUAGCAUGCGUCAGAGCCGACGGCUCAUGGCAUCCGCGCAGUCCAACCCUGAUGAUGUCCUGACACUUUCCAGCAGCACAGAAAGUGAGGGGGAAAGUGGGACCAGCCGAAAGCCCACUGCUGGUCAGACUUCAGCUACAGCGGUUGACAGUGACGAUAUCCAGACCAUCUCCUCUGGUUCUGAAGGGGAUGACUUUGAAGACAAGAGGAAUAUGUCUGGUCCAAUGAAGCGCCAAGUGGCAGUAAAGUCAACCCGAGGAUUUGCUCUUAAAUCAACCCAUGGCAUUGCCAUUAAAUCAACAAACAUGGCCUCCGUGGACAAGGGGGAAAGUGCACCUGUGCGUAAGAACACACGCCAAUUCUACGAUGGUGAGGAGUCUUGCUACAUCAUUGACGCCAAGCUUGAAGGCAACCUGGGCCGCUACCUCAAUCACAGCUGCAGCCCUAACCUGUUUGUCCAGAAUGUCUUCGUGGAUACCCAUGAUCUCCGAUUCCCCUGGGUGGCCUUCUUUGCCAGCAAGAGAAUUCGGGCUGGGACAGAACUUACUUGGGACUACAACUACGAGGUGGGCAGUGUGGAAGGCAAGGAGCUGCUGUGUUGCUGUGGGGCCAUCGAAUGCAGAGGACGUCUCCUUUAGAGACAGCUUCUUCCUAACCUUCAGAACUCUUCUCGAACUGUCCUUUCUUCAGGAACUCAGUCUUCCUGACUGUUGAACUCUGGCCCCAGGUCUCUGGUCUAGCUACUCCCCCUCAGCUCCUAGUAGAUAGAAAUAGGGGUUCUAGAUCAGAAGAUACCUUCUGGUGUGGUGCUAGCAGGCAGGCUCCCUCUCCACCUCCUAAGGCACUACACGGUGGGGAGAGGUGACCACUCUAACCUAGGCCUGACGUCCCUCCCGUCCCUUAUUUGUUCAGUUGUUCAUGCUUCUAACAGACUUUCUUCCUGGAAUGGAGGUUGUAUAUCUUCUAUUCCUGGUUUGUAUCGCUUCUUGAAAGAUGACAAAACUGAGAUUGUGAUCUGGUUUCUGCUCUCAGCCCAAUAUUCCCAGUUCAUCUUACGGUGAGUGAUCUGUUCCCCCACCCUUCGCAUGGGCUGCUGUCAAUUCUUCUAUGUUUGCUUUUUCUCUUUUGCCAUGUGAAAUUUUUAAAAGAAUGUUACAUAACUGCAAGGAAGGCAUAAGAAAGACUAUCUUAGUUUAUUUAGUUGAUCCCCCUUCUCAAUUCCUCAUAGUCUGACACUUGUUGCCAUGUUUUAUUUACUCUUUAAUAUAUUUUAAUUAAAAAAAAACCAUUAACAGUA